AUGGCGCUGCGCACUAGCCCUUUCUAUGCGACCACAGAUCUCAGCCGUGCGUUCUACUCGCUCAAGGUCAAGAAAAGUGAUCGCAAGUACCAGCGCUUUAUCUACCGUGGAUCUGCCUUCGAGUUCGCCGUUGUCAUGAUGGGUUUGCGUCCCAGUCCGGCCAUGCUUAUGCGAGCUUUGCGUCCUAUCGCUUCUCUGGCAAUGUACAUAUUGACGUUUCUCUUCGGUGACCCCGGUCCGCAGGGAUCCGCUAUCGAUCCUGCUUUUGUUCGGCCCGGACCGAUCACUCGCCACUUUGCCACCUACGGAGACUUCUCCAGUUACAACACGGCGCUAUCCUGGUUGCGUCUAUUCCUGGAUGAUGCUACGCUAACGGCUAAAACAGAGACUGCAAGAUCGACGGGCAUCGAGGUCUUCAGAGGAGUCGCCAGAUACUUUGGUUUUCUUUGUGAAGAAGACAAAGAGAGCGACGACACUAGUGCUGGCGUAGCGAAGCAUUUGGGUGUUCUGAUCCACCACGGCUCCCUGAUAUCACCAGUCCGCGUGGCACCCCUAUCCUCUCUACCGGAGACCUCCUUCAGCGAGCUUGGCGAAGAUACUCUCCUUAGCCUUGACCAUGCUCCUACACUCUCACUGGAGCACUUCACUCAUAUGGAUGCACUUUCCUUCUGUGGCCUCGACAAUCUCUCGGACCUAAGCGUCACCCCUCGGAUGGUUGACUCAUGGCUACGUCAAUUCUUCGAUCCGAUGGGGCUUUGGCUGGAGCUUAUGCUACGUGGUCGACUUCUACAUCGUAAACUCUCCUCUGUAGUGACGUCACCCGAUUCUACUGUGCAUGACGUUGCUCUUCUGACGGAGCUAGUGGGCCUUUACCGUGCCCUCUCUAGUGUGCCGAGAGUUCCCCGUUACCUUUCCGGCCCGUUCUUCAUCACUGUCGACGCUAGUAGGGAGAUCAUUGCCGUCGUGGUCUGCGACAAGCUUGGGACACGGCUUUUCGCUCGAGCUCAAGUCAUCCCUUCGGCCCGUCUAUCUUGGACCAUA
Messenger RNA from Perkinsus marinus ATCC 50983, 1041 nucleotides. RefSeq lists its product as hypothetical. The record is from RefSeq and is a predicted model, not a curated record. NCBI's taxonomy places the organism in Eukaryota, Perkinsozoa, Perkinsida, Perkinsidae. The annotation marks the transcript as partial. The transcript has a single exon.